This is a messenger RNA of Populus euphratica (Euphrates poplar), 1803 nucleotides long. Its product is annotated as cannabidiolic acid synthase-like 2. NCBI's taxonomy places the organism in Eukaryota, Viridiplantae, Streptophyta, Magnoliopsida, Malpighiales, Salicaceae. Gene Ontology annotation, molecular function: oxidoreductase activity; FAD binding. The coding region runs from base 109 to 1719 and encodes 536 amino acids. The transcript is spliced from 2 exons. The record is from RefSeq and is a predicted model, not a curated record.
CAAUUACUGAUCAAAAUAGUUUAUAACUCCCACUUGCUGUUGACAAGAAGCUGAUCAGUUCGCCUAAAUAAAGUCCAUCUCUUGCAGGUUCCCCAUGCUCAAAAAACAAUGGAGAUGGCUUCUCUAAACUCUUCCUUGUUGCCAUUAUUGUUUAUUCUUCUCUCAUCUUUCUCAUGGUUAACCCUAGCCCAUCCCCACGAGGAUUUUCUUCAGUGUCUUUCCUUUCAUUUUCAAGACUCCACCGCCAUUUCUAAGCUCAUUUACACCGUAAGAAGCUCCUCGUAUUCUUCUGUCUUGCAGUUCUCGGUUCAAAACCAUCGGUUCAAUACAACCUCUGAUCCAAAACCUGCAGUAAUCUUUACGCCAACGAAUGUAUCCCACGUUCAGGCUGCGAUUUAUUGCUCCCGAAAGCAAAACUUGCAUAUUAGAAUUCGGAGUGGUGGCCAUGAUUAUGAGGGCCUUUCUUAUGUAUCGUAUUCACUCCCAUUUGUGAUCGUUGAUCUAAUCAAUCUUCGAAAAGUCGCAGUUGAUGCAAGGCAUAAAACUGCAUGGGUCCAGGCUGGUGCAUCUCUCGGCGAACUUUACUAUAGAAUUGCUGAGAAGAAUAGAACUCUUGCCUUUCCAGCAGGAAUUUGGCCUACUAUUGGUGUUGGUGGUCACAUUAGUGGAGGAGGAUAUGGCAUGAUUAUGCGGAAAUACGGCCUUGCUGCUGACAAUGUCAUUGAUGCUCAACUGAUUGAUGUUAAGGGUAGAAUCCUUGACAGAUCAUCGAUGGGAGAAGAUCUGUUUUGGGCCAUUCGAGGCGGUGGAGGAAAUACUUUCGGAGUUGUUGUCGCAUGGAAAUUGAAGCUGGUUCCAGUUCCACCUACAGUGACUGUCUUCACCGUCCCAAGAACCUUGGAACAAAAUGCAACAAAGCUUGUCCAUCGGUGGCAAUCGGUUGCGAGUAAGCUUCACAAAGAUCUCACUAUUGCCUUAGUCCUAAGGAGAAUCAAUUCUAGUGAAGAAGGAAAGACAACAAUAUUAGCUGCAUUCACUUCCUUGUUUCUUGGUGGAGUUGAUAGACUCCUUCCAUUGAUGCAAGAGAGCUUUCCCGAGCUCGGUUUGGUUAAAGAAGAUUGCAUCGAAAUGAGCUGGAUCGAGUCUGUCCUCUAUGUUGUCGGAUUCCCAAGUAAUGCAUCCUCGGAUGUUUUGCUAGGUAGGACUCCUCUAACUAACAGAAACUUCAAAGGAAAAUCUGACUACGUUGAAGAACCCAUGCCGGAAACUGCAUUAGAAGGGAUUUGGGAACGAUUCCUUGAAGCAGAUAUCGACACGCCUCAAAUGGUCUGGGCUCCUUAUGGAGGAAAAAUGGAUGAGAUCUCAGAAACUAGCAUUCCAUUUUCACAUCGAUCCGGGAAUCUGUACAAGAUUCAACACUUGGUGUUUUGGGACGAAGAAGGCAACGAGGCAUCGAACAGGCAUAUAAGCUGGAUCAGAAGGCUUUACGAUUACUUAACUCCUUAUGUUUCAAAAAACCCUCGAGCUGCAUAUGUCAAUUAUAGGGAUCUUGACAUAGGCAUAAAUAAUAUUCAAGGAAACACAAGUUAUCGACAAGCAAGUAUUUGGGGUAUCAAAUACUUUGACAAUAACUUUGAUAUGUUAGUGUCUGUGAAGACUAGAGUUGAUCCUACUAAUUUCUUUAGAAAUGAACAAAGCAUCCCACCUCUCUCUUCCUAGCUAAAGGAGGGAGAUAGGGAGAGAUGAAAUUAAAUGGUAAUAAAGAUGUUGUCAAAAAUAGUUUUUUCUUCUUUUUUAUCACAA